Molecule: messenger RNA, 1910 nt
Organism: Chiloscyllium plagiosum (whitespotted bambooshark)
Lineage: Eukaryota; Metazoa; Chordata; Chondrichthyes; Orectolobiformes; Hemiscylliidae
Source: RefSeq, a predicted model, not a curated record
GCUGCCUGCUGGUCUCUAGGCUGCACAGUUCUGGAGGUGAAACCUGCAGGAGAUGAUCAAACACAGAUCAAGUCGGGAACAUAUGGGAAAGGUAGAACUCCCAAAUGAGAAGAGCUCAGAAUCCAAACUUGAAAAUGUAUCCAGUAAGCUAAGCAUCCUCAACCUCGACCAGACAAAAGAUGGCCUGAGUGUUGUCAGUGUGAAGCAUUCAACAACCAGUGAUAUGGACAUUCAUGGUGAUACUUCCUUAACCAUCGGCCCCAAUGUGCAGCAGUUCGAGUCUACGUCACCAAAGUCUUAUCAAGAAGCCAAAGACAAAUGGAAAGAACUUCCCCCUAAAAAGCCUCUAAAACUGGCUCCAUUAGCCCUCCCUGAGGAUAUCAAGAAAGCCCAACUUGAGAAGCUUAAAUACAUUCAAAUUGAGGGCAAGCGAGCUGCAGAGAAGCUGGCUACUACAGGAGAAAUUAGCACUGAACAUCAGCCAAGAAAAGAGAGAAAUCACAAACAGCUUGAAAGUUUGGAGAAGAUAAAAUUGGCUGAAAAGACAAUUCUGGAAAACCAAAAAACUCCAAUGCAUCUACUGCAAGAAGUACCAUUUCUUCCUGCCAAGAUCACAAAUUCAAUUGCUCACCAGAAAUUCAAAGAGUCAGCACUUCCAAGCAAACCCUCGGUAUCUAAAACAAAUAUCAGUGCUAAAUCUGCCGUUACACAUGAUGCACAGAGGUAUAUUCCUGAGGAAAAUCUUAUGCCCUCACUCCAUCCUGUAAGAGGGAGAAUAAAGUUAAGACAUGGGAAAGACUAUGAUAAUGGGACACAUGAUAAGUCUAAGCCUUUAAAGCCAUUACGAUUAACCUUUAGUAAUGGCAACAUCAAUGAAGAACAUAACAUUGUAAGCCAGCAGACAACCGAUGAACACUGUAAAGCAAGUAAGCUACUUAACAAUGCAGCCAGGAGAAAAUAGAUUAGGAAACCUAAUGAACAACAGGCCUAAUUUCAUCAAAUCAAAAGAUAAAAGGCAAACAAUGGUCAGUUACACACUUUGCAACAUUGUCAGUUUGCUUUGAGAAAUUGUUUAGCACAGAAACAAUACUUAAAGAAAUAAAUUACAGCAAAAUGCCGAAAAAUGAAUAAUCAUAUUGAGUAAGGAAGUGAACUUAUGAAGCAUUAUGGAAAAGUUUGAGUGCUGUACAUCAGAUUUAAUAUUCUAUGUACAUUUUGUUUUUCAUAUUUUCCAUAGAUUGCAAUCGAUUUUAAUCAUGAAAGCAGGAUUGUUUUUGAGGUUGAGUGACUAAACAAAAAUUCACACUGUAAAUGACAAAUCUGAAUAACAAAGGAAAGGAAUUUUGAAAUAUGGUGAAAGGAAUAACAUUGGGACCAAGCUAUUCCCAUUGGAAAGCUGAUCAUCCAAAAAGAAAUUCACGUGUGAAUAUACAAGAUGAUGGCAACUCAUUUAAAAUUUCAGCAAGUCUAUUUGUUCCGUAUGUUAUGAAUAUGCAAGUUAAUUUUGAAUUCUCUACUAUAAUUAUGGAGUUCCAUUAUUUAUGUGCAUCCGAAUAGACAUAUGCCAGUUUGAAAGUGGAUAUACGUACAGUGGCUAGCACGGAAUUAAAAGUAGGUAGUGCCAAGUGCACAGAUGGUACCAAGGUGAAUAACAAGGCAGACAUUCAGCAACUGUAUUGAUUGCAAAUGAAAUUUAACCCUUGCAGUACUACAUUUCAUUAUGUCUUGAGUUUGCUUUCUUAUUGCAAAGCAAAGCCUUUCUUAUAAUUGUACAGGCCAAACCAACCAGUCUCCAAAAAGGGCCACAUGGAUUAUGAUUAAAAGAUUAACCAUUGCUCACAACUUAUGCAGAAAUGAAACUCCACGGAGGCCAGUAUCCUGUUACCAAGUCACCCUUUAUUUACACGUGU